Messenger RNA from Bicyclus anynana (squinting bush brown), 523 nucleotides. RefSeq lists its product as uncharacterized. The record is from RefSeq and is a predicted model, not a curated record. NCBI's taxonomy places the organism in Eukaryota, Metazoa, Arthropoda, Insecta, Lepidoptera, Nymphalidae. Bases 1 to 492 code for a protein of 163 amino acids. The transcript has a single exon.
AUGAUCACGAUAUUGUUAGUGGGAUUGAUCGCCGGCGUAAGCGCAGCGCCUUCACGGAUCGCCCGCCACCCUCAACAACCACCGUUCGAUGGCAGCUUCGAGACGUACCUCAGACAAGAGUUAUAUGACGCGAUCCUUAACAUUCCUCCAUCCUAUUAUGUAUUCUGUGAGAUGGAGAUAGAGCGCAGCGAGACGCCACAACGUUGUUACAACAUAGACGGAGUAACAGAGACGAUUGAGGGUGACAUGCAUAAGAUAAUCAUACCUGUACCAGGAUUCCAUAAAUAUGACUUUUUUAUGAAGACAACGGAAGGUCAGCUGUUUAUUCAAGCGUUCAGCCACGGUGAUACACGGAGAUUUGUAUUCACGAGGAUGCUUCCGCAAUCUGUAGCAGUACAGGCCACCUGGUCUUAUGAAAAUGACGUCCUUAAUGUCUUCUACCCGGUUGAACAGAACGAAGGCGAUUACAGUAAAAUGUAUACAUACCAGUAGGGUUAUUAUGUAUUUCGGUGUACCAUUCACC